CACCCUGUCGCCGCCGCCUCUCAGUCCUCAUACAGCCGCAUUCCGAGCUCAAGCCAGUCGCUACACCGAGAAGCUCGACCUCUAGCUCCACCAACACCACCACCACCACCACUACUCCUACUCUUAUCUCACCUCCACCAUGGCCAACUACAUCCACGUCCCCGAGGAGGCCCCCGCGGUGCCCAAGAUAGACGUCACCCUGGACGAGAGCGACUACCGCUCCGGAGCCCUGCGGCUGAUCCAGGAGCUGCGGCCGAACUGGAAGCCGUCGGAGGUCCAGAUAAAGUUCUUCACCGACGGCAUCACCAACAAGCUGAUGGGCUGCUACGUGGGCGGGGUCAUGAAGGACGUGGUGCUGGUGCGUAUCUACGGCAACAAGACGGAGCUGCUGGUUGACCGGGAGAACGAGGUGAAGAGCUUCCGAGUGCUACAGGCCAACCGCUGCGCGCCGCGCCUCUACUGCACCUUCAACAACGGCCUGUGCUACGAGUUCCUGCAGGGCACCGCCCUCGAGCCAGAACACAUCCGCACGCAGCCCGCCUUCAGGCUUAUUGCCAGACAGCUGGCCAAGUACCACGCCAUCCACGCCCACAACGGCUGGCAGCCGCAGUCUGACCUGUGGCUGAAGCUGGGCAGCUACUUCUCCCUGGUGCCCUCCCACUUCCAGGACCCCGAGAAGAACCGGAGGCUCAGCGUGGAAGUGCCCAGUUCCAAGCAGCUUCGCCAUGAGCUGGUGUGGCUUCAGCAGAGCCUGUCGGUGCUGGGCUCCCCGGUGGUGCUGUGCCACAACGACCUUCUCUGUAAAAACAUCAUUUACCAACAGGAGCCAGACAGCGUAAAGUUCAUUGACUACGAGUAUGCCGGGUACAAUUACCAAGCGUACGACAUUGGAAACCACUUCAACGAGUUUGCCGGCCUGAAUGAGGUGGACUAUAGCCACUACCCGGACAAGAGCCUACAGCAGGAGUGGCUGCGGGCCUACCUGGAGGCCUACAAGGAGCACAAAGGCCAGGGCGGCCCGGUGACCGACAGAGAGGUGGAGGUGCUCUACGUCCAGGUCAACCGCUUCACCCUGGCAUCUCACUAUUUCUGGGGUCUGUGGGCUCUCAUUCAGGCCAGUUUUUCAACCAUCGACUUCGACUUUUUGGGGUACGCCGUGCUGCGCUUCGACCAGUACUACAAGAUGAAACCAGAAGCCAUGGCCCUCCAGUUCCCAGAAUAGAAACCUACCGCUGGACUCCGCCCCCUCAUCCGACAUUACUCCUCCUUCUACUCCUCCUCCUCCUCCACCCUCUGUCCAUCUCUGGCUCUGGUUCGCAUCGUGGCUCCAGUCUGCCCCCUAGUGGUGGUUAGAUAGAAAGGCGGUCAGCGCGGCUGUAGAGCUGUAGGCUCCCCUCAGCCGCGGCCAAGGGUUCCUGUCUGCGAGGACCGGUCUGACUGGAACCCAGUGUGACGGGGGUCUCCACCGCGCUACGUCCACACCCGGCUCAGUCUGUCUCGCCCAUGAUCCGCUCAUGAUCCGCCCCCCCCCCCCCCCGACUUACCGACUGAUGACCAAACAAGUUACCAUGGAGACCGUCGCACUUCACUUCGUUUGUCUGUGAAGUGGAGCCCCGCCCCAAAACAGAACGCCACAGGGAUGGGGGUGGGGGGGUGGGGUGGGGGGGGGAAGCGCACUUCCAUGCCACUUCCUGUCCCUCGACGUUGAAGGGAAAGAAAAAAAAUAACAUGAAAGAUGUAAAAGCACUUGCUCUCUCUCUCUCUCUCUCUCGUUCCCCCUCGCUGCCCUCUCCUCCCGCUCUUGAGAUGCAAUACUUUUUCCUAAGUCGUAGUUUGGUGGCGGUUCCGAUGAGGAAACCGGGAUUUCGACACCAAAGUUCUCCCCCCCCCCCCCCCCCCCCAAAAAAAAGCAGGUGUUUGUUUACUCCCCCGAUCCCUUCUCGACGAAUCAGAACAGACCCCCCGACUCGUGUCCGCGCUGACACUGGUUGUGGGGGUGGUGCCGCGUGCGGGAGGGAGGGGGGUGGGGGUUGUCAUGGAAACCUAUCGGGAGCACUGAAACCGUAGCGUGUCAUUGGCGUGUGGGGGGUUUCCUGUCUCACCAUCAUUCCCCCCCCUCCCCCACCCAAGACACAAGAAAUGUCAGGCCUCCCCUGACGACGCUCACACCUCCAUCUUGUUUGUCAGAUAGCUGCGUCUUCUCCUUUGUGUUAUCGUUUUUUUAUAAUCGUUGACCUACAAGGUCACCGCACUGGGCGACGAGAAGGUCACAGCGUGAACCCCAAAACAGAAGAGAACAGAGCAAGGCAUCCUGGGAACCCGGGAGGUAACGUGCAUCUAAAGAUUCUUCCGGAAGCUCCAGCCCAAGAUGGCCGACUUCUUCAACUUCCAGUACAAGAUACAUCAUAUUUAAGUAUUUGAAGACCAGCUGAAUUGUGAUACUUUAGUUUUUUUUAUAUUCUCUUUGCUGCUCAUCCUGUAGAAACAUGUUCCCAAUAACAUUAAGUCAAAUCCAGUGAAGAAAUCAAAAGAAAAUGCAACUUUCAGCAUAACAUGUGCAUCAUAGUGUGACUCACUUCAGCUUUGAGUUGUGUUUGACUGAGUUAAGCCGCAGCUCUGCUAUUAUGGGAUGGUCACGUUUAGCAAUAUUAGGGAAGUUUUCACCAAAGUGCUGAUACCUUUCAUUUUUGCUUGUACAUAAUGCACAUUGUAUUUUUCACUCCUAAGAAAGAAAUCCUUUCUUUGGUUUUUAUUUUGUUAGUGUUUUUUUUAUAAAAGAGUAGGCACGGUGGAUAGGGGGGUGAAUGACCUGAACGCACAUUUAUUGUGGUGAAAGUAAGAGAAAUUAAUGAAUAGAGGUAGCUCCACUUUGAAAGUCUUGAAUGUUGUUCCAGUCCAAAUAUGAGUAAAAACAUUUGAUUUGAAUCCCCACGGACCCCCGGUAGGUGGGUGGUUCCCUGGUCUUUGAAAGCAGGGGUACGUAUGUGUCUUGGGCUGCCAAUUCUGGGCUCUCAACACUGGAAAAUGUAGAAAUGGCCAGAAACAUGAGACCUCUGUCCCACCUUGCUCAAUAUCUGUUUCUAUGGUUCUGGGAGGUUUGUUUCAGGGCGAGGUCAAGUCAAUGUAAACUAGGGGUGGGAAUAAUAAUCGAUUCUUCGAUGCAUCGCGAUUCUCUCUAGAACGAUUCCGCCUCGAUGCAGAUAAAUUAAUAAUCGGAAUUAAAAAUAUAUAUAUAUAUUUGUUCGCCUGCUGCAACAUUCUGUUCGCCAGAGAGGGAUCAUUUUAGUAAUUUUAAAAUUAUUUAAUUUAUCUUCUGUGUAUUGGCCAAUCUGAUUUGUCUUGACACGAUUUCGAUUCAGCCUACGCAUGCACGCAAACUCACAGCCAGACACGAGAACUCCUUCUAAUUCAAGAGCAUCUUUUUCUUUAAUGACAUAGAAAAGAAAGAUUCGAAAGAAAAUAAAACUGAAACCUAUUUUUUACAUAGCGUACUUCCAUAUUGUGUUGUAAUGCAAGCUGCAUUGAUUAUUGCAUUGUUCAUAGAAAGUCAUAUUUGUGACAAAAGCCUUUUCUCUAAUAAAAUAUUAGAUAAGUUAAUUCAUCUGUUGAUGUCUUUAAUGAUCAUCACAAAAGUAGGAAGUGAUUAGCAAACUCUUGAGUAGCAAACUCAGAUGUAUAUAUAUAUUUUUGAAAAUCACGCAUGGAAAUGCGUGAUUUUCAUGCGUGAUGCGGAAAAAUUUGUUGCAUCAAGAUGCAUCGAUAAUCGUUUUAGAAUUGAAUCGUUGACCUCAUAAUCGGAAUCUAAUCGAAUCGUGAGGUGCCAAGAGAUUCCCACCCCUAAUGUAAAAGGUGUUUUGGGAGAUUGUUCUUUUGUGUUAAUGAUAAGACCUUUUCAAGGAGGUCCUACUUUACUGAAACAGAGUGUAUGUCUUCAUAUUUUAACUAGCCUAUGUUUCCAUGGCCCUUGAUUUUUUGUCUAAAUACAAAACCACUGUAAAUGUCUCCACGCUCCGAAUGUGUGUAUUUAACAUUGUAUAGUAAUGUGAUCUCUUCCCUGGCUACUGUAACAUAUGUACAGUAAGAACGACAUGUAAUACCUUGCUUGUGUCCAAUGUGAAUGAAUGUACAUAGAAGAUGCCUAUUAUGCCUAUGUUUUUCUUAAAUGUAUUAAAGUGAAUAGUUACAUGCGGUUUGACUGUGAAAUACAAUUGUAUCAUUUCAAUACUGUAGACAUACUUAAAAAGAAUAAAGUCUAUUUACUCUUA
Molecule: messenger RNA, 4265 nt
Organism: Gadus morhua (Atlantic cod)
Lineage: Eukaryota; Metazoa; Chordata; Actinopteri; Gadiformes; Gadidae
Gene: etnk1
Product: ethanolamine kinase 1
Exons: 8
Coding region: 140-1222 (360 amino acids)
Biological process (GO): phosphatidylethanolamine biosynthetic process
Cellular component (GO): cytoplasm
Molecular function (GO): ethanolamine kinase activity
Source: RefSeq, a predicted model, not a curated record